AUGACGGAAGUAGUCUCUAACUAUUUUGCAGAAACAUCAGAUAUCAAUCGCUUUGGUAAACGUAAAGGAUCGCAUAAAUCAGAAUCAAUACGUGAUCGGAAUUUCGGUAAAAAGAAAAAAGUGGCAAGUAGACAUGAUCCAAGGAAUUGCUUUUUCGAAAUUGCAGAUAGAAUUGGCAUCGAUUGGACAAAACUGGCUGCUAUAUUAGGCCCAUUUAUCGAUGUUGAUACAAUCAAAGCUCAAGAAAGUAGAGUUUUCGAUCAAGUAAUGAAAUUUCUCGAUAUCUGGUAUAAUAAAAAUUGCCCAAAUGUUAAUGUUGAUGGACUGAAGACAGCUUUGAGACGAAUAGGUCGGAAUGAUAUUGCUUUAGCGAUUAGCUCUACCAAAACAUGA
This is a messenger RNA of Trichoplax adhaerens, 393 nucleotides long. RefSeq lists its product as uncharacterized. Bases 1 to 393 code for a protein of 130 amino acids. Gene Ontology annotation, molecular function: protein binding. The record is from RefSeq and is a predicted model, not a curated record. The transcript is spliced from 2 exons. Lineage: Eukaryota; Metazoa; Placozoa; Uniplacotomia; Trichoplacea; Trichoplacidae. Gene Ontology annotation, biological process: signal transduction.